AUGAUCCUGGCCACGAUUAUCGCCAACUGCAUCGUCCUGGCUCUGGAGCAGCAUCUACCGGCCAGCGACAAAACGCCCAUGUCAGAACGUCUGGAGGAGCACAGUGAUGAGGUGAACAUUCUGCAGGAGCUUUCGCUUCACGUGUCGAACAGCAGCAACGCCUCGAUGACUGUGGAGGACAGCAGGUGUCCAGUGCUGCAGGUGGGACAGUACUCCACCUUGGCCGUUCCUCUGCGACAGCUCUUCCCUGACGGUUUUGCAGAUGACUUCAGUUUACUGGUGCAGCUGAUGAGUCCUCAGACAGAAGAACGCAGCGUCUUCACCAUGCUCAGCCCCGACAGCCAGGUGAUGCUGCAACUGCGGGUCAGCGCCUUCGCCCUCAUCUUCACGGGAACACAGCAACGACACUAUGAGUUCCCAGUCGGCGGUCUGUCUGAUGGGAAGUGGCACCAUGUGGCCGUCAGUGUGUCGGCCAAGCGGUUAGCGGUGUAUGUGGACUGUUCUCUGCUGGAGAGCGUGGACUGGGUGCACCACGGCCUGGGGAUCAGCACCGACGGGCUGCUCAUGGUCGGGGGCACCAUUGAGAGUUUCGAGACCCCGUUUGAAGGUCACCUGCGACAGCUGACCUUCCUGAUGGACGACCCGGACGCCGCCCAGCAACACUGCAGCCACCACCCACCCCGCUGCAGCGCCACGGCCCCCAAGCCUCCUCGCUCCCCGCGCACCAACAACUUCCUGGAGAAUGCCUUCCUGCGCCGAGCCGCUUCUCGAGGGGACGGGACGAUGCUUUCAGGACCCGAUCGAAAAGGUUCAAUAGUUCGCGGGGACGUAUUUGUGGUGGACGAGGACACCGACCUGUUGGAUCCAACCUUCCAAAAUGGUGAAUAUGCUAACCCCCUGUGGAAGCCCUCCAGGAAUGGAGGAAACCAGAAAGGGAAGCCUGAAACGUCUUCUAAACAUUUAGAGGAGAAUAUCACUACAGAGAAGAAGAAAGUUUCAAGCGGGGGAACUUCGUCGCUGUUCCCCGGGAAACCCUCUGGUGACAUCAUCGACCUGGACACCGGAAACACACCCAAGAAGCCCUCAGCCGGGAUCCCUUCAUAUCCAAGAACAUCCACAGAUGAUCAGGGCAGGGCUGUCUCACCUACAGCUCAGGUGAUCGUCUCUGACCCAUCUGCAAAAGGCGUAGUUGAAAAGUGGGGAUCCGUCACCACGCAGAGCACCGUGUACUCUGAUGUCAAACAUGUCGACAGGGAGCACCCCGGCACUGUGACCAUCGUGUCCGUAGACGGCGACCUGGUGCGGAGCUCGGAUGGACAAAUGUACCGGCUGCAGAGAGGAGGCGUUGGUCGAAUGGGUCCUCCAGGGCCAGAGGGUUGUCCUGGUGAACCUGGCCUGCCGGGGUUUAAAGGUGACAAGGGUCAAAUGGGCUUCGAGGGUCGUUCGGGGAAAAGGGGGGAGCCAGGACCUCCUGGAGCUGCAGGUUUACCGUCCCUCUACCUCUGGAAGAAUACGGCAGAGGAAUGGGCUGCGUUCCAGCAAACCAACUUCUACCAGUUACUUCGCUCCGGUUGGCCUAGUGAAGAAGGUCCUGCAGGACCACCUGGAGAGAUGGGCAAACCUGGCAUACCGGGGCCUCCUGGUGAAGCUGGGGGGCGUGGACAAGCAGGGAUGCCAGGAGAAAUGGGUGAGCAGGGGCCCAGGGGCCCUCCCGGACGAGUCGGGGCCCCAGGGAGAGAUGGUACAAAUGGGGAAGAUGGUCAGCCUGGGUCAGGUGGUGCUCCCGGGUCAUCGGGGCCCUGGGGACACAGAGGAGAGCGAGGGGCCAAAGGGGAAAAAGGUGAUGAGGGUCUGGUUGGCUUCAAGGGUCCAAGAGGAGAAUCCGGUGAACCUGGUGAGAAGGGUUCCACUGGUUUACCUGGACGACCUGGUCUUGUUGGGCCUCCAGGGCCUCAUGGGAUCCGAGGUGGCUACGGGCCAGAGGGGCCCUGUGGCCCUGAUGGGGAGAACGGACUGGACGGCCUCCCAGGUCCACCGGGGCCAACGGGGGCACCGGGUUUUACAGGACGUGUUGGCGCUCAAGGAGUUAAUGGCUCAAGGGGGGACCUGGGACCUGCCGGCUCUGUUGGCCCCAAAGGCCCCCAGGGGCCUCCAGGUUUAGAGGGACAGAUCGGACCCCCUGGACUCAGAGGGCUCCAAGGACACUUGGGACAGACCGGAGCUCCCGGCCCUAAAGGAGAGAACGGGCCUGUGGGGCCCGUGGGUGGACGGGGGGAUCCCGGCUUUGAGGGGCCCAUGGGCGCUCCGGGGCAACAAGGUCCUGUGGGUUUUACCGGAGUAGCGGGUCACAGGGGACCACACGGGGACAAGGGGGACACUGGACCUAAAGGAAACAAAGGUUUUCAGGGGGCAGAAGGCAUUAUGGGCCCUCAGGGAGAGAGGGGCCCCACCGGCUUCCAAGGUUUCCAGGGGACGAAGGGCCAGCCUGGCUCCAGAGGCACCGAGGGCACAAAUGGAGAAACUGGCCCUCAGGGAAAAGAAGGCAGCCGCGGGUUAAAGGGGACCAGAGGACCAGAUGGACGUAACGGAAAACCAGGACCCAGAGGGAACAAGGGUCCGACUGGACCGAGGGGUCACACUGGUCAACCAGGCUCAUCGGGUUUGUCGGGGCCAACUGGACCAGAGGGAGCAGAAGGAAAGCCUGGUACACAGGGUCCCUCGGGUGCAGUGGGACACGCUGGCAGUAAAGGACUCAGGGGUUUUCAAGGAGUGAUUGGGGAGACGGGAGCAGACGGACCACCAGGUUCUCUGGGGCCUCCAGGGAAGACGGGGCCUCCAGGUAUACCAGGACCCCCAGGAGAGAGGGGUUUCACAGGGAAACCCGGCAUGGAGGGACCCCAGGGCCCAGUAGGCAUGUAUGGCAUCCCGGGGAACGUGGGCAUGCGUGGGAAUCCAGGUUUCAUGGGAGAAAGGGGUGAGCAGGGUUUACGAGGUUUACCAGGACCUGUCGGGAAACCAGGACCUGCAGGUCUCUCAGGUCCUCCCGGAGAGAAGGGACCCCAGGGGCCUCAGGGUCGACCUGGAGACGAAGGACUCAGAGGGAUUCAAGGCCCAGAAGGGCCUCCAGGUGUUCCAGGUGCUGAUGGGGCAAAUGGAAAACCUGGACCCAGGGGAAGCGUAGGGACCCUAGGGCCUCAGGGGCCACAGGGGCCAGCAGGAAUCCCAGGGCCAAAGGGGCCUGAUGGGUUAUUAGGAGCAGCAGGGAAAAGAGGAAACAAGGGUUUACCUGGUUUACCUGGUGAUCCUGGACCCACGGGACAAGGUGGAGAACAGGGUCUCCUUGGCCAAACAGGAAUCGAGGGCCCCCCAGGACAGAAAGGAGAUCAGGGCGACUCUGGGCCUUCUGGGAAACCUGGUCCUCCAAGUCCGCCCGGAGAGAGAGGACUUGAGGGGCUGAAAGGCCUCCAGGGACCCCCUGGACUUGUGGGUAAAGAGGGUGACGUCGGCCAUCCUGGUGAAGCUGGAGGUCCAGGUCCCAAAGGGGAGAAGGGUGAGGUGGGGCCUCUGGGUCUGUCUGGUCGAGAGGGCCCCUGGGGAGACCUCGGAGAGAACGGAGAGAGGGGUCCGAAGGGGGAGAAGGGCCACAUCGGACUGAUGGGUGAGCCGGGGCUUGUGGGUAAAGUGGGACCCGCAGGUCUGACGGGUUUACGGGGAGGCACGGGCCCUCGUGGACCUCCGGGACCAGAUGGAGCUCAGGGACAGAAGGGGGAGUCUGGGCUCAUAGGAAUAACUGGAGCUCCUGGGUCAGGAGGCCCUCAGGGAAUCAAAGGAGCACGUGGUGUCAAAGGAGACGCAGGGAGGCUGGGACCUUCUGGUCCAGGAGGACAAGUCGGACCUCAGGGAGACCAGGGAGAGAUAGGAGAACCAGGACCACAGGGAGAGAAGGGAGAGCCAGGAGCUCCAGGUCCAACCGGGGAACAGGGUGAAGAUGGUCUGCCUGGAAUCCAAGGUCCUCCUGCUCUCCCAGGGUUUGAGGGGGCUCCUGGAGAGAUGGGUCCUCAGGGUCCCCCAGGUCCCCCAGGGGCUCCUGGAGGACCAGGAAGACCAGGACCCGAGGGGACCAGAGGCAUGGAUGGGGAGAAGGGAGACGACGGCAUGAACGGAUCACCAGGAAAGACUGGUCAUGUUGGCCGCAGGGGGAAGCGGGGGAAGGCUGGAGUCAGGGGGACCCGUGGAGACCGAGGACCAAAGGGCGAAAAGGGAGAACGAGGACAGGAAGGUAUCCCCGGGUGGCCAGGUCUCAUCGGAAUUCCUGCGUUACGAGGAGAGCCGGGGGAUCGCGGUGAAAAAGGAAGAGAGGGUGAGAAAGGAGACAUGGGACUCCCUGGACCAGCCGGAGGUGACGGCGCCAAGGGAAUUUGUGGUGCCGCCGGGUUGCCAGGUCCUGCAGGCCUUAAGGGAGAGCAGGGGAGUAUUGGACCUUCAGGGCGGAGGGGGGGGCCUGGGAUGCCAGGGAUGCCUGGUUUGUUUGGAUUCAAGGGUUUGAAAGGAUACCAAGGUUCUCCUGGUCAGCCCGGCAGGAAGGGCCUCCCGGGUCCACCGGGUGUUCCUGGUCCUCCGGGACAGUCUCUGAACUUGACUUUGACUCAACUCAAGGACCUGAUGUACGUGUCCGAUAAGCCGAACCUUCCCCUGGUCCAGACCCUGCUGGACUCUCUGCAGCAGGACCUGCGGCUGCUGGUGGAUCCUCCCGACGGCAGCAAAGAGCAUCCUGCCACCACGUGUCUGGAGCUGUGGCUCUGUCACCCCGAGCUCAGCAGUGGAAUGUAUUACAUCGAUCCCAACCAGGGCAGCCCAGCCGACGCUCUGCUGGCUCACUGCAGCUUCUCCUCCUCUGCACAGCAGACCUGCCUCCAUCCCAGAGACUCUCAGCUGCCCAUGAAGGCCUGGAUGAAGGAGUUUUCUGAGGAGGGGUCUUUCGAGUGGCUCAGCCGGAUGGAGCAGGGUUUUCAGUUCUACUACCCAGGUGCUAAUGUGGUCCAGAUGCGGUUUCUGAGGUUACACAGUACCACUGCCGUCCAGAAGUUGACCUACUCCUGUCAUCCAGGACAUAGACUGGGCCAGACGGACAGAGACAUCAAAUUUCUCACCGACACCAGGAGGCAAAGUUACCUCGGAGCACUUAAAGACUGUGUGCCUGGAGAGGAGAUGGUGUCCGGACCUCGUGAGUCUGUGUUCGAGUUCGAGGACCUCCAGCUGCUUCCUCUCAGAGACUUGGCCGUAAUGGCGGGAGGAAACCUCACGUUCCCGUUCGGCUUCACGGUCGGACCCGUGUGUUUCAGCUAGAGAGGCUGGACCACUGACUCACAGGUCCGAGACUCAAACCUCUGUUCUAAACAAGGACUCCAGGAGGACAACUGGAACGUAUCCUCCGACGUUGGGUCCUUUUCCUCUUGUAUUUUGGGGAUUCGAUCUCUCAAGCUGAGUGACUCCAUAUUAAUAUUCAUUUGAGAGGGCACGAGCGCUCCCCAACCUUUUGUUUUUACGGAGAAGUCA
Molecule: messenger RNA, 5556 nt
Organism: Paralichthys olivaceus (Japanese flounder)
Lineage: Eukaryota; Metazoa; Chordata; Actinopteri; Pleuronectiformes; Paralichthyidae
Source: RefSeq, a predicted model, not a curated record